Messenger RNA from Trypanosoma rangeli, 1698 nucleotides. Its product is annotated as putative zinc finger protein. Bases 1 to 1698 code for a protein of 565 amino acids. Gene Ontology annotation, molecular function: zinc ion binding. Lineage: Eukaryota; Euglenozoa; Kinetoplastea; Trypanosomatida; Trypanosomatidae. The record is from RefSeq and is a predicted model, not a curated record. The transcript has a single exon.
AUGGCAACUGACAUCGCCGCCAGUAUUGAAGAACCCCGCGGCGUCACAUGCGGGCUUUGUUUUAACGUUUUCAACAACCCGCUCACGUUUGACUGUCAGCACAGUUACUGUGCUGACUGUGUGCGCAACAAGCUAGAUUUGCAAAACGAGGAUGGUUUUGCAUGUCCUCUCUGUACUGUGCUCUACCCCACGGUGUCAGUGCGAAACCUGCAUGAGUUUGCUGAUGCAGCUCUUGCCAGUCAUGUGAAAAUUGUUGCAAACGGGGACGAUGGCCAAAGUAUUUGUCAGUGGUGUGAGGAGGCUCCCGCGGUAAUGCAGUGCAGUGAGUGCAUGUUCGUCUACUGCAGCGAUUGCAAUGCUGCUGUACACAAGAGCGCUGCGAAGCGUGGCCAUGUGACGGGAAGAAUUGGAGUUCAACAAAAGUUACGAGGGAUACAAAAAAAAUGUCACGUUCGCGGCCAUGAAGAGUACCGAGCCGAGUUUUAUUGCUUGCAGUGCGAGGAAAUGUGUUGUGCGUAUUGUCUUCAGGUUGGACAACACAAAAACCAUGAUAAUACUAGCAUUGCACGGGCAGCGGCCGAUGUCAGGCAACAACUGUCGCGAGACAUGAGCUUGAUCACGGAGAAAAAGAUGUGUCUUGAAAGUCAAGCCAGUGAACUGAAUCGUGUGACGGCACAAUAUUUUACUUCCUACGAUAGCGUUGAAAACAUUCUCACAGAACGCUUUGAGCACUUCAAGCAACGAUUAAUGCAGCGUGAGGUAGAAUUACGCAAGCUACUUGCAGCUUUGAGAGAGUCAGGUGAUGCCUCACUUAUAGCGUCACGUAAAUUGUUUUUGAUGAAGCUCAAUGCGUUGAAUGAGGCCAUGCUACGCUUUCAACACAUACAGCAUAGUGGUUCCGACCACGAGGUACUGGAGAGUCGCUCCAUUCUUUAUAGUUUUCUCAAGACCGAGACCCCGUCUGUUCUUGGAAGUGGGUUUAAGGUCUCCAACCUCGGUGAUAUGGUGAUUUCAGGCUUGGAUCUCCAGUUGGAUCUGCAAACUGUGCAUGCUGCGGAGCCACAGAAGUCCGCCCCUGUGGAGCAGAUGAUGGCUAACGGGCCUCCUUCUGGCGGCCUAACAACACGUCAACCGGGUGAAUCCAUGAAUGGCAACCGACGCUUCCUUGCGGCAUCUGGACUGUCAGCAGAAACACCGCUGCGACUUACAUUUCCUGUGGAUGACGAUGUGGAGGCCACGGUGAAAAGUGACGGUAUUCUGUUGCGCUGUGUUACACGUGGAGGAGGUGGAGUGACCCAAAUAGGUGUGCGGAGCAAGGAGCUUAUGGAAAACGUUGUUCGUCUCUUUCCUGAAGAUGGGGGCUGCGUUACAUGGCGAGUACGCCUGGAAUCCAUUGCAGAGUCCUUCCUUGGCGUUGUUGAGAAAACAGAUGCCACUACCAUUCCAGAGGGUUUCUACUGGUGUCCUACGAGGAGCGGUGUCGUCGACGGGCGUAUUGGUCAUUUUAGCCCUCUUGUUCAUCAACUCCCUCUGUGUCGCAACGGUGAUGUGCUUCGCUUUACGUACGAGGUGCGGGAGGGGACUCUACGUCUCGGUUUGAACGGAAGUGAUCGCGGCGUCAUUCUCACUGGCCUGCACCCUCGCAUAGCAGCGUGCUUUAUUUUUUAUCCUGGAGAAGCCUUGACAGUCUUGUCUUGA